This is a messenger RNA of Hemiscyllium ocellatum (epaulette shark), 5570 nucleotides long. RefSeq names its product ATP-binding cassette, sub-family C (CFTR/MRP), member 10 (gene abcc10). Gene Ontology annotation, cellular component: membrane. Gene Ontology annotation, molecular function: ATP hydrolysis activity; ATP binding; ABC-type transporter activity. The coding region runs from base 371 to 4990 and encodes 1539 amino acids. Lineage: Eukaryota; Metazoa; Chordata; Chondrichthyes; Orectolobiformes; Hemiscylliidae. The transcript has 22 exons. Gene Ontology annotation, biological process: transmembrane transport. The record is from RefSeq and is a predicted model, not a curated record.
AUUCCCAAUCAACCUGGACAGCAUGGUGACUGUCUGGGCCUGAGGCGUUAACCCCGUGUUGGUGACCAGUGCUGAGUAUUUCUCCUUGUGUUUUUAUUUCAGUCAGAAACCAUCAAAAGGAGGAAUCGAGAAGCCAACUCUAAACUGGCGGCGGGGAAUAAACUGAAGGCUGAAGCUCUACAUGGGUUAUAACUGACCAUUUCCCCAGUCACAAACACUAUUCCACUGAUUUGUUGGUAUUGCUCUGUUUUCAUGAAAGUUUCAAAUCAACUCCCUAACAUAUCUAACCGCAAAAAUCCAAACUUUCCUCCGGUGGAAACAUCAAAAUUCACUGUCUGUUGUUACCUGAUGCUGUGACCUCUCUCCCAGUAUGGCUGACUUCCUAGCUGAAUUGUGUGACACUGAUCGUUCUAACCCAUUUCCGGUGUGGGACAAUGGUAGUGUUGGGUAUUGCUUCACUCAACUCGUCCUUAAUGUACUGCCGCACACAGCUCUGGCUCUUGCCAGCGCCUGCUAUCUUAAUACCCCUCGGUCCCGCUGGCAGAGUUUCACCUGGAGCUGGGAAUGUAGGAUUAUCAUCUCCUUCGUUCAGGUGGCUCUUUUCCUCUUUGAUGUGGUGACAGUCAUCUUUUUUCCGAACUUAAAAACUCUGUGGCUCGAGGUCCUGGUGGACUCUGUUGCUGUGAUAGCCUGGCUUAUCCAUGGCCUGGCAGUGGUUGCCCUCAGUAAGUCUCAGUAUGGCCGCUCGCUGGGUCCAGCAAUAUUGCCUUUCUUUGCGGUCCUGCCUGCCCCUGCAUUAAUUAUCAACCUGAUUGCUGAUUGUCAGAUCGGACAGGUCACAUGCUCCGAUUACCUUUCCAGCUGGUUGAGAUUCAUUUUGAUCUGUGCAGAAUUAACUUUGCUCCUUGUUUAUCUGGUUGUGCUGGUCGCAUCCCAGCCUGGAAGAGAUGAAAUGAACCCAGAACAGGAGCCAUUGUUGCAAGAUCAGUCUGCAGGAUCUGAAGGAGAGAUUAUGGCUGAAGAUGGAGCCAGCUGGAUCUCUCACCUUUUCUACUUCUGGAUGAACCCUAUCAUGAAGCGUGGCUACAAAUUGCAGAUUAACCAACCCAAUGAUGUUUACCAGCUACCACUGAAACUUCGGACCCAUGACAUAGAAGAGCAUUUUCAGAAAUGCUGGCAGAAGUGUGUGUUGGAGGAGGCAUCCAAACAAGAAAAGAAACAACGCAAGUCAAAAUCUGAUGGUAAUCAGAGUAUUGAUGGCCAUCAGCACAUCCGCAGAAGUUCUUGGCGUGACCAGCAGAGGUCUGAGGCAGCUCAGAAAGAUGCCACAUCUCCGAAUGUCACCAAGGAAGUGCAUCUGCUCUCUGUUUUGAAUAAAGCCUUUGGCUGCCGUUUUUACUCCCUUGGGCUGUUAAAGUUCAUAGGCAGCAUGUUAGGCUUUGCGGGACCACUUCUUUUAAACUUGCUGGUGACUUUUAUGGAGUCGGACACACAACAAAUGACCAAGGGCGUCUGGUACGCACUGGGAUUGUUUCUCAGCACUUUUGUUGGUGCUGUUCUCCUCAACCAGUUCAAUUACCGAGUCAUGACCAUCAGCCUGAUGGUCCGUUCAGCUCUAAUAUCUGCAAUCUACCGCAAAUCUCUGCGGGUCAACACGACCACUCUGUCCACAUUCUCCGUGGGGGAGAUUGUCAACUUCAUGAGCACUGACACAGACCGGAUUGUGAAUUUCUUUCCUAUCUUCCAUGACUUGUGGAGCUUACCCUUUCAGUUUGGGAUCACUCUCUACCUUCUAUACCAACAGGUUGGUGUAACCUUCCUAGGAGGCCUUGUGAUAGGCUUACUGCUGGUGCCAUUAAACAAGCUCAUUGCCAGCAAAAUUAUAGAGAAUAGCAAGAAACAUCUGGGACAGAAAGACUCCAGGGUCAGGCUGAUGACUGAGAUUCUGUUUGGAAUGCGUGUAAUAAAGUUCUACACCUGGGAGAAACAUUUCACUGAAAAGGUGGCUGAGAUCCGGGAGAAGGAGCUCAGCCGUCUCAAAGUCAUCAAGUACCUGGAUGCAGUUUGUGUUUACAUGUGGGCUGCACUUCCUGUUGUGAUCUCCAUCCUUACCUUUGUCACCUAUGCUUUGUUGGGACACCAGCUCACUGCUGCCACGGUGUUCACAGCCCUGGCUUUGGUGGGAAUGUUGAUCCAGCCCUUAAAUAACUUCCCUUGGGUGUUGAAUGGGAUACUACAAGCAAAGGUUUCUUUGGACCGCAUCCAACGCUUUCUCCAGCUUUCUGACCAGGAUCUCAGCACCUACUAUAUGGCACGAGAACCAGAGGACCCGGACUCCGCAUUGGAGCUACAUGAUGCUUCCUUCUCCUGGAUUCCUCAAGAAGCAUCAGGGGACUCAGGAACCAGACUUGAAGGCAGUUUGGAGCUCCUUAACCUGAAUCUAAUGGUGAAACAGGAGCAGCUGAUAGGAGUUGUUGGGAAGGUUGGUUGUGGCAAGAGCUCCCUGAUAGCAGCGAUAUUGGGAGAACUCAACAGGCUUGGUGGAGAAGUGUAUAUCUCAUCGCAAAAUAAAGGCUUUGGUCUGGCAGCUCAAGAACCCUGGAUUCAGUUUACCACUAUCCGGGAAAAUAUCCUUUUUGGAAAUAAGUACGAUGCCAAGCAGUACAAAGAAGUGAUUGAAGCGUGUGCACUGUCAGAGGAUCUUAAUAUUCUGCCGAAUGGUGAUCAGACGGAAGUUGGUGAGAGCGGAGUGACCCUCAGUGGUGGACAGAAAGCUCGUGUCGCCCUAGCCAGAGCUGUUUACAUGGAUAAAGAACUAUACCUCCUUGAUGACCCAUUAGCUGCCGUCGAUAAGGAUGUAGCCAAACACCUGUUGGAAAAAUGUAUUUUGGGAGUUUUGAAAGAUAAAACUGUCAUCCUUUGUACACAUCGGACAGAGUUUUUGGAUAUGGCUGAUGUAGUAGUGUUAAUGGAAGAUGGAAGGAUUGCAAAGACAGGUACCCCCAGUGAAAUCCUGCCCAAAGUGGAAGCUUACCCAACCACAAAACAGAAGAAGGCCAAAAAGAAAGUUGCAGCUGGCAUCAAGAGUCCAAAGGAAGAGGACCAGGAACCCGAGGAGCUGACACCAGUUGGAGAAGAGCAAAUGGAGGUUCAUAUCGGGCCUGAGGAAGUGAAGAAAGUUGGCGCAGUCUCACUGAAAGUGUACCGUUCGUACUGGAUGUCGGUUGGCAAAUGGCUGGCACUUUCUGUACUUGUCUCUCUAUUACUGAUGCAAGCUUCUCGGAAUUUGUCUGACUGGUGGCUCUCUCACUGGAUCACUCAUAUGGGGCAUCAGAAUGCAACUGGACAAAACCGACCUUCUGCAGCUCUCUAUGCACGGCAAUUAGUGCGCUUCAUUCGGUCUCAGUCCAAAGGAAAGGUUUCGCCACAACUCAAGUUCUUUCUCACCGUCUAUGGCUGCAUUGCUGCCAUGAACACAGUGUUCACUGCAGUCCGAGCCUUUCUGUUCGCCUAUGGAGCAAUUUGUGCCGCAGUGAUUAUUCAUAAUAAACUUCUGCUUCGGGUGCUGAAGGCAACGACCGUGUUUUUUGAUGUGACGCCUGUUGGACGCAUUGUGAACCGUUUCUCAUCUGAUCUUUACUGUGUGGAUGACACACUACCCUUCAUCCUUAACAUAUUCCUGGCAACUAUCUACGGUCUCUUUGGGACACUGCUGUUGAUUAGUUACAGUCUUCCCUGGAUCUUGCUUGUUCUGGUGCCUUUGGUUAUCCUGUAUUUCUACAUGCAACGCUACUAUCGCUUCACCUCAAGAGAGCUCAAACGGCUCACAGCUAUCACACUGUCACCCAUCUAUACACAGUUCUCAGAGACUCUGACCGGUCUCACUACCAUCAGGGCAUCGCGAGCAGUUGCAAGGUUCGAGGAGGAGAAUACUCAUCGUCUGGAGCUUAACCAGCGCUGCCUUUACAUUGGCAACACUGCUGUGCAGUGGCUUGACAUCAGACUGCAGAUGAUUGGUGUUGCCGUGGUAACUUCCAUUGCUAUUAUUGCUAUUAUUGAACAUGCCCUGAAAAGGGGUAAUCCUGGCCUUGUGGGUCUUGCGAUGUCCUAUGCACUGUCAAUGACAAAUCUGCUGUCUGGGGUAAUAUCGAGCUUCACACAGACUGAAACACAGAUGGUCAGUGUGGAACGGUUGGAUGAAUAUUUCACUGAGAUCCCCAUCGAACCUCAGGAGGGGCAUAUUGAGGUUCCUUCCUCGUGGCCACAGCAUGGUGUGAUACGGUUCAGGGAUGUGGUCCUGAAAUAUCGGGAGGGGCUUCCUCACGCUCUCGAUGGAAUUAGUCUGCAGAUUGGUGCAGGAGAGAAAGUGGGAAUUGUUGGACGGACAGGCUCAGGAAAGUCCACGUUGUUUCUCGCACUCUUCCGGUUGGUGGAGUUGAGCGAGGGUCAGAUUUUCAUCGACAACAUCGAUAUAAAAACAGCCAGCUUGAGGGACAUUCGAUCGAAACUGGCUAUCAUUCCUCAGGAUCCAUUCCUCUUCAGCGGAACAGUGCGGGAGAACCUGGAUCCUCUGAGCCAACACACAGGCAGGGAGCUGCAAUCUGUUUUGGAACAGUGUCACCUCCUGGAUGUCAUUGAGAGGAUGGGUGGAUUGGAUGCUGAGCUCGGGGACAGAGGGAAGAAUUUAUCAAUUGGACAGAGACAGCUGAUCUGCCUUGCGAGGGCCCUUCUCACCAAGGCCAAGAUUCUGUGUAUUGAUGAAGCAACAGCCAGCGUGGACCAGAAAACAGACCAACUGCUGCAGAAGACUAUACGAGAACAAUUCGCAGACAAAACAGUUCUGACAAUAGCCCACAGGUUAAACACAAUCAUGGAUUCACACCGCGUACUGGUGUUGGAUGCUGGCAAAGUGAAGGAGUUUGACUCCCCAGCCGUUCUGUCUCAGAACCAGGACUCCUUCUUCUACAAUAUCUUAAAGGCGCCAACAUAGUGACAGCAAGAUGGCAGUCCCAAGCAGGCAGGUUGCCAAGGGGACGGAACCUCGGGGCUGAUUGCAUAUGCUCAAAACUUCACUUGGACCGUUUGGGAUCCAAAAAGCGCUCAGCACCUUACACCUUACAACACAACAAGGAAAAUGAAAUGUCACAAUUUCCGAAUGUUUAAUGAUUAGAAAUGGAUGUUUCUCCGUUAGUUGGCUUGGUUAGGGUCGAUCGGUGCUUCUCAGCUCAGUUCCGGAAUUCUCUAUCCAGGAACGAACCCAGAUCUCACUGCUUCAAUAAAUCGUGCUCCACACCAAUCAAUCUGCUUCCUUCACUCGGACACGAGCUCAUACCCGAAAACAUCCAAAUUAAUAUUCCCCCUCGGUCCGUGUCCCGUUCCCCACUGUUCUGCACGGUUUCGUAUUCCCCCUCGGUCCGUGUCCCGUUCCCCACUGUUCUGCACGGUUUCGUAUUCCCCCUCGGUCCCCGUCCCGUUCCCCACUGUUCUGCACGGUUUCGUAUUCCCCCUCGGUCCCCGUCCCGUUCCCCACUGUUCUGCACGGUUUCGUAUUCCCCCUCGGUCCCCGUCCC